Zingiber officinale is the source of this 1491-nucleotide messenger RNA. Its product is annotated as zinc finger MYM-type protein 1-like. Gene Ontology annotation, molecular function: protein dimerization activity. The record is from RefSeq and is a predicted model, not a curated record. The transcript is spliced from 2 exons. NCBI's taxonomy places the organism in Eukaryota, Viridiplantae, Streptophyta, Magnoliopsida, Zingiberales, Zingiberaceae. Bases 1 to 1491 code for a protein of 496 amino acids.
AUGAAUGCACCUGAAAAUAAUCAAAUGAUUUCCCCAAAAAUUCAAAAGCAAUUGGUGAAUGCUUGUGCAGUUGAGACCACAAAUACUAUUCUAGCUGAUCUUGGAGAUAGGUGGUUCACUUUACUACUUGAUGAGGCUCGUGACUGUUCAGUGAAAGAGCAAAUGGAAAUUGUUAUUAGAUAUGUGAACAAACAUGGAGAGGUGAUUGAACGAUUUAUGACUGUAGUUCAUGUUGCAACAACUACAGCUGCUUGUUUAAAGGAGGCAAUCGACUCUUUAUUUGCUAAGUAUGAUUUGUUAGUGGCGAGAUUGAGGGGUCAAGGAUAUGAUGGUGCUUCAAAUAUGUCUGGAGAAUUUAAUGGCUUAAAGUCACUGAUAAUGAAAGAAAAUUUGUAUGCAUUAUAUGUUCAUUGUUUUACUCAUCAACUCCAACUAGUGGUUGUAGUUGUUGCUCAAGCAAAUCAAUAUGUUUGUGAUUUCAUGUGGAUUGUUGGUUCGAUUGUGAGCACAUUUGCAUCAUCUUGCAAAAGGGCCGACAAAUUUCGACAACUUGAACAUGACAGAAAAGUUAAACUUCUUGAAAGAGGAGAGAUUAGUUCUGGUAGAGGACUAAACCAAGAAACUAGUCUAGCUAGACCUGGAGAUACACGAUGGGGGUCUCAUCAUUCAACUUUAUGUCGUAUUGAACAAAUGUGGCCAUCUGUUAUAGAGGUUCUUCAAAAUUUGAUUGAUGAUAGUGAUCGUUCUUCUAAGGGUUUAAGUAGAACUUUGGUUGAAAGAAUGGAGAGGUAUGAAUUUGUGUUUAUUCUAUUAUUGAUGAAACGUAUAUUGGCAAUCACAAAUCAUUUGUCAAUCGUUCUACAAGAGAAAGAUCAAAAUAUUGUGAAUGCGAUGCGUUUGAUUAAUAAUGUGAAAUGCAAAUUGCAAAAGUUGAGAGAUUCUGGAUGGGAUAUUUUACUUGAGGAUGAGAUGGAUAGUCGUUUCUCUGAAACAACUACAGAUUUGUUGAUUUAUAUGUCAUGUCUUGAUCCUAGGAACUCGGUCUCUAGAUUUGAUGUACAGAAGUUAGUGCAUCUAGCUCAUUUUUAUGAGGAUGAUUUUUCUUGGAAUGAGCGUAUGUUGGUUGAACAAGAGCUUGAAACAUAUAUUGAUGACGUCAGAUCAAAUGAACGAUUUGAAGGCAUUUCAGAUUUGGGAGCUCUUGCAAAGAAAAUGAUUGAAACAAUGAAGAACCGUGUAUUUCCUUUGGUUUAUCGGAUGAUUAACCUAGCCUUACUUCUUCCAGUUGCUACUGCAACCGUUGAAAGAGUGUUUUCGGCAAUGAAUAUUGUCAAAACAUAUUUGCGAAACAGAAUUGGAGAUGAAUGGAUGAAUGAUAGUUUGGUAGUCUAUAUCGAGAAAGAUGUUUUUAAUACUAUCGACAAUGAGCCAAUUUUACAGCAUUUUCAGAACAUGGAGUCUCGAAGAAUGCAAUUGUCACGUAUUCGUUAG